AUCUACCUCAUUCCUUCCUUCCACUUCUCUUCAAAAUACCAGAGAAGAAUCUGUUUAAUAUCAAAAUGGCUGGUUUUUCAAGAAAUGUACUUUCUUCUUCUUCAGUAGUAGCUGUUCUUUUCUUCUUCCUCUUGAGCUUCACAGAAGCAAGAGACCAUUUGGUUGGUGGUAAAACAGAUUCUUGGAAAAUCCCAUCCUCUGAAUCAGAUUCCCUCAAUCGCUGGGCUGAAAAAUCUCGCUUCCUCAUUGGAGAUUCUCUUGUGUGGAAGUAUGAUGCAAAAAAAGACUCAGUUAUAGAAGUGAGCAAGAGAGAUUAUGUAACAUGCAACACUUCAAGUCCAAUAGCAGUACACAAUGAUGGGAACACAAAGAUAGAGCUAACACAUUCAGGAGCUUACUAUUUUAUUAGUGGAGAAAAAGGGCAUUGUGAGCAAGGCCAAAAAUUGAUAGUGGUGACCUUAUCUGAGAAUAACAUGAGAAGAUUCAUGGGUGCACCUGCACCUUCUCCGACAGAAUUUGAUGGUCCAGCCAUGGCUCCUACUAGCAAUGCUGCUACAUUGAAGGCUGGUUUACUUAUGGCUUUUGGGGUUUUAAUGGUGUUUUUGUUUUGAUGUGAGAGAGAGUUUUGUAGUGAUUUUCGUGGUAAUUUGAUAGACAGAUAGUCAAAUGGUGAGAGGGAAAAGGAGGAAGAUGGGGUUCUUGGUCUUUUUCCUUGGUCAAUAUUCUUUAAUUCAAUUUGUUCUUUACUUUUGAUUAAGUUAAUUCAAGCUUUAUUAUAUUAUGGUAAAUUGAACUUU
Nicotiana tabacum (common tobacco) is the source of this 797-nucleotide messenger RNA. Its product is annotated as early nodulin-like protein 15. Gene Ontology annotation, molecular function: electron transfer activity. The record is from RefSeq and is a predicted model, not a curated record. Gene Ontology annotation, cellular component: plasma membrane. Lineage: Eukaryota; Viridiplantae; Streptophyta; Magnoliopsida; Solanales; Solanaceae.